Aethalodelphis obliquidens (Pacific white-sided dolphin) is the source of this 2424-nucleotide messenger RNA. It is a transcript of the gene DBNDD2, whose product is annotated as dysbindin domain containing 2. The record is from RefSeq and is a predicted model, not a curated record. Gene Ontology annotation, biological process: negative regulation of protein kinase activity. NCBI's taxonomy places the organism in Eukaryota, Metazoa, Chordata, Mammalia, Artiodactyla, Delphinidae. The transcript is spliced from 4 exons. Gene Ontology annotation, cellular component: cytoplasm. Bases 1476 to 1958 code for a protein of 160 amino acids.
CGAGCGGAACGGCCGGGGGACCCCUCCGCCUUCCCCCCCUUCCCCCGCGGUCGCGGCGUGUCCCCUUUUAGGGAAUUCUUUCGCUCUCGCUGACUCCAGUGCGGGUGGGGCAGCACGAAGAGGGAGCGCUCCAUUCCACUGGCCGGGCCCCUGGCCGCCUCCGGCCACCCAAAUCUCUACAGCUCUCUCCACCCCUCUCCCCUGCACCUUCAGUUAUGUAAACACCCCCCUUCCUCUCCCCAGCGCUUAGCUCCGCACCUACCCAGGGGGCAGCCCCUCCAGUUUCCUGAGGUUGAUGGGGUGAGGGGGAAAGAGAGGGGGCGUCCCGGAGCCCGUGGUCCCCUCCAGUUCCCCGACCCCCGACCCUCUUUGUCGCCCUUCCCCGCCCCCAGACAGCCCCAGAGGCCCUGGGUAUUUUUAGUAUUGUGACCUGGGCGGCAGCGCUAAGAGCCUUUCCCAGGAAUCGGCGUCAGCGCCUCCCUCCUCCGCUCCCAGCCCCGGCCACAUGGUCUCCCCACACUUCCUUGGCCCUGCCUGGCCCACUUGGGUUUGGGUCUCUCGCGGCCCACCCCAGCGCCGGUGGAGCCGGCCAGGGUCUCAGAUAUGCCGAGUCCAGAUGAGGUGGGGAAGGCAGUAGGCGGAGGAUGAUGAUCUGGUCCUCAAGCUUGAUACUCCCUUGCCUCCGGUGAUGGGCUCAGGAACGGAAUGGAGCGAAUCCGAGUGAAUGGCGUUCUGGAAAGCUCUCGGCACUGGGGGCCGGAAGGCCUGGUCUGAAUUGCACCCUUCCGAUUGCUACUCGAUGCCUAGUGGGGAGAGCAGACAUUGAGAUGUGUCAGAGGAGAGGAGCUCAAAGAAAGAGCUGUGGGGGGCAGCGAAGAGAUGGUGUCCUGUAAAUAGCACGGGGACCAGAGCUUUCCGUUUUGCAGAGCACCUUCACCGCCUGUGUCUUGUGCUGGAGGCAGGUAGGAGGAUGAUGCCAUUUUCAGAUGCGGAGACUGAGGCUGGAAAGCUGACUUCCUUAGGGGCAGAGCCAAGCCUAGAAGUCUGUGAUUAAAGAGCAGGGUUUGGAGGGGAUGCUGGUGGUGGUGGUGGUGUGUGUGUGUGUGUGUGUGUGUGUGUGUGUGUGUGUAGAGAGAGAGGGAGAGUAGGGGAGGGGGUACUUUAGCUUUCGUCUGGGUUUUGAAGAAUGGCCAGGAACCAGAGCUGCAGCCUGGAGGAAGGGACCUUCCUCUCUGUCCUCUUCCCCAGCCUUCUGAGGAGAGGCUGGGUCCAUUGAGCGGAAGACGUGCCUCCCCCAUUUGAGCUGAACCAGCCCUUCCAACCCCUCUCCGAAGGGCAUGAUGCUGAGACUUGGCCAUUGACCGCGUUCCCUGAAUACAGAGGAGCCUCUUUUGCUGUGCCUGGAACUGGCAUCCCCUUUGUGGAGCUAGGGUCAGCCCCGCCUCUGCGUGAGACUUGAAGUUUGUGGAGCUGACAUGGACCCAAAUCCGCGGGCAGCCCUGGAGCGCCAGCAGCUCCGCCUUCGGGAGCGGCAGAAAUUCUUUGAGGACAUUUUACAGCCUGAGACAGAGUUUGUCUUCCCCCUGUCCCACUUGCAUCUCGAGUCACACAGACCCCCCAUAGGUAGUAUCUCAUCCAUGGAGGUGAAUGUGGACACACUUGAGCAAGUAGAACUUAUCGACCUGGGGGAUCAGGACGGAGCUGACGUGUUCUUGCCUUGCGAAGAUCCUCCACCGACCCCGCAGACAUCUGGGGUGGACGACCGUCCCGAGGAGCCGAGCCUGCCAAUGCCCAUGGCAGACAGGACCACAUCCCGCACUUUCUCCUCGUCCUCUGACUCCUCCACCAAUCCGCACAGCCCGGAUGUCAGUGAUGGCGGAGCAGACACGCCCUUGGCACAGUCUGACGAGGAGGAGGAUGGGGGAGAUGGCGGGGCAGAGCCUGGAGCCUGCAGCUAGCAGUGGGCCCACACCUACAGACUGAUUGAGCUGCCUAUUCUCCACUUGAGACCGCAGGCCCAGCCAGAGCGCUUCGGAGAAGACCAGACUCUUUACCUGCAGUAGGCACCAGAGGGGGGAAAGGACGGUGGGUGGUGUACCUUUCUGGGAAUUAACCCGCUCCUGCUUGACUGCUAACCUUUCCCUGCUGCAACCUCCCUGCCAGGUUUUGGCUUACUCCUGAGGUAGGGCCUGCAAGUGAGGAGAUGGAAGACGAGAUAGGACAAGAUGCCACUGCUUUUCUUAGCACUCUUCCCUCCUCCAAUCUAUCCUGCAGUCUCCUGAUAGCGUCUCCUAAACCAGUGUCUCUAAAUGGAUGUGAACUCCUUAACACUCCCAGUGAGAUGGUACUCCAGCCAUCCUGCUUCCUUACAUCCUUUUCGGAACAGGGCACGGUAUGAAUAAUAAACAGAUAAUAAUAUGCCAA